Messenger RNA from Nannospalax galili (Upper Galilee mountains blind mole rat), 2412 nucleotides. It is a transcript of the gene Ranbp10, whose product is annotated as RAN binding protein 10. The record is from RefSeq and is a predicted model, not a curated record. Gene Ontology annotation, biological process: cell surface receptor signaling pathway; cytoskeleton organization. The transcript is spliced from 14 exons. Bases 28 to 1971 code for a protein of 647 amino acids. Gene Ontology annotation, molecular function: protein binding. Gene Ontology annotation, cellular component: cytoplasm. NCBI's taxonomy places the organism in Eukaryota, Metazoa, Chordata, Mammalia, Rodentia, Spalacidae.
CGGACUCAGUUUCCCUGCGGCCCUGGGAUGCUCACAGGCCAUUGGCUGAGCCGAGCAGAUCUGGUCGCGCUCCUCCCCGCCCCCAGUGACACAAUAGCAGCUCCCUCCAAGAUGGCGGCGGCGACGGUGGACCCGGGAGCUGGGAGCCCGCAGGCUGGGGACUCCUCCGUCGUGGACGCCGGGAGCGGGCUACCAUCACCCGUGGAGCAGGAGCUCAGUCUGCGCCUGCAGCGCCUGUACCCCGCGGUCAACCAGCGUGAGACGCCGCUGCCUCGCUCCUGGAGCCCCAAGGACAAGUACAACUAUAUCGGCCUCUCGCAGGGGAACCUCAGGGUCCACUACAAAGGUCAUGGCAAAAAUCACAAAGAUGCAGCCUCAGUGCGUGCCACCCACCCCAUACCUGCUGCCUGUGGUAUUUACUACUUUGAGGUGAAGAUUGUCAGCAAAGGAAGAGAUGGGUACAUGGGAAUAGGACUCUCAGCGCAAGGUGUCAACAUGAACAGACUUCCUGGUUGGGACAAGCAUUCCUAUGGUUACCAUGGCGAUGAUGGGCAUUCCUUCUGCUCCUCGGGAACUGGCCAGCCUUAUGGUCCCACAUUCACCACAGGGGACGUGAUUGGCUGUUGUGUCAACCUCAUCAAUGGCACCUGCUUCUACACCAAGAAUGGCCACAGCCUUGGAAUAGCCUUCACAGAUCUCCCGGCCAACCUCUACCCAACCGUAGGCCUGCAGACACCUGGGGAAAUUGUGGACGCCAACUUUGGGCAGCAGCCCUUCCUGUUCGACAUUGAGGAUUACAUGCGGGAGUGGCGUGCCAAAGUCCAGGGCACUGUCCAUGGCUUUCCCAUCACCACCCAGCUUGGAGAGUGGCAGGCGGUGCUGCAGAACAUGGUCUCAUCUUACCUGGUGCAUCAUGGGUAUUGUGCCACAGCCACUGCUUUUUCCCGAAUGACUGAAACCCCGAUUCAGGAAGAACAGGCGUCCAUAAAGAACAGACAAAAAAUCCAGAAGCUGGUGCUGGAGGGCCGAGUGGGUGAAGCCAUUGAGACAACCCAGCGCUUCUACCCUGGGUUGCUGGAACACAACCCCAAUCUGCUCUUCAUGCUCAAGUGCCGACAGUUUGUGGAGAUGGUGAAUGGCACCGACAGUGAGGUCCGCAGCUUGAGCUCCCAAAGCCCCAAGUCCCAGGACAGCUACCCUGGCUCUCCUAGCCUCAGCCCCCGACAUGGCCCCAGUAGUUCCCACAUGCACAACACAGGAGCAGACAGUCCCAGCUGCAGCAAUGGCGUCGCAUCCACCAAGAGCAAACAGAACCACAGUAAAUACCCCGCACCCAGCUCCUCCUCCUCCUCGUCCUCCUCGUCCUCCUCUUCCCCGUCCUCCGUCAAUUACUCCGAGUCCAACUCAACAGACUCCACCAAGUCCCAGCCCCACAGCAGUACCAGUAACCAGGAGACCAGUGACAGCGAAAUGGAGAUGGAGGCAGAACAUUAUCCCAAUGGUGUGCUGGAAAGCAUAUCCACACGUAUUGUCAAUGGUGCCUACAAGCGUGAGGAUCUGCAGACAGAUGAGUCCAGCAUGGAUGACGGGCAUCCCCGGCGGCAGCUCUGCGGAGGCAACCAGGCUGCCACAGAAAGGAUCAUCCUGUUUGGCCGAGAGUUACAGGCACUGAGUGAGCAGCUGGGCCGUGAGUACGGCAAGAAUUUGGCCCACACGGAGAUGUUGCAGGAUGCCUUUAGCCUUCUAGCGUACUCAGAUCCCUGGAGCUGCCCUGUUGGCCAGCAGCUUGACCCCAUCCAGAGGGAGCCUGUGUGUGCUGCUCUCAACAGCGCCAUUUUAGAGUCUCAGAAUCUGCCAAAGCAGCCUCCUCUGAUGCUCGCCUUGGGCCAGGCAUCUGAAUGUCUACGGCUUAUGGCCCGAGCAGGCCUAGGAUCUUGCUCCUUUGCCAGAGUUGAUGACUACUUGCACUAGCUGACCCUACUGGCUAGCUCUGUCUGGCCCUCCUUCAGCCCUAGGGCUGGAGCAGCACUGCCCUUCAUAGGCACCUGGUACAGAGACCUGGAAGCCAUGGGCAGAGUCCGCUCCUCCUGCCUGGCCGGCCCUUCCUCCCUCCCUCCUUCCUUCAAUCCUCCCUCCCUCCUUCUGUCCUCCCUCCCUCUCCUUUCACAUGCAGUGGCCUGUGGCACAGUAUUGACUGGUUACUCAUGUAGCGCCUUCUCCUUUAAAGGAAAUUUUUUUUGAGGAGAGGUUGGGAUUUUUUCAUCAUCUUUUCCUCCUAACUGAGCCACCAGUGUUUAUCUCGGGAGAGUUUGUGCUGAGCUGGUUUCUGCUAAUUUAGUGAUGAAGCCUAUCCAGGUUGGUGAUAGCUUACUAUUUUCAUAAGUAAAAACAAAAACAAAAACAAAUGAGAUU